AUGGGCCUUGAAAAAGGUCCUGCUAAAUAUUUCAUCACUCGAAAUGAGGUUAAAACAUAUUCAAUUUCUGCUGAUCAAACUUCUGUUGCUAUUGAAAACGUUUAUUCUGGAUCAUUACCUAAAAGAGUACUUGUUGGUUUGGUUAAUGAUAAAGCAUUUACCGGUUCCUUAGCAUCAAACCCGUAUGAAUUUAAAAAUUUCGGAGUGAAUUACAUUGCAUUAUCUAUGGAUGGAAUUAUGAUACCAAGUAUACCCUAUCAACCUAAUUUCUCUCAAGGACAAUGCAUGCGUGAAUUUAUGUGUUUAUACCGAUAUUUUAAUCAAGAUGAAGGUCUACCUCAAAUUGAUAUAAGUUAUGCGGAUUUCAAAAAAGACAAAACAUUCUUUGCUUUUGAUCUAACCCCUGAUGGUACAAUCGGAGCUGAAACUGGAACCUUAUCACUUGUAAAGAGAGGACAUAUAAGAUUGGAUUUGAAAUUUGCUCAGAAACUAUCCUCAUCAAUCAAGGUUAUCGUUUUUGCUCAAUUUGAUAAUCUGAUUACAAUAGACAGUGAUAGAAAAGUUUUCAUUGAUUAUUAA
Tetranychus urticae (two-spotted spider mite) is the source of this 579-nucleotide messenger RNA. NCBI's taxonomy places the organism in Eukaryota, Metazoa, Arthropoda, Arachnida, Trombidiformes, Tetranychidae. The record is from RefSeq and is a predicted model, not a curated record.